GGUCUUUCCUGCAGAUCACUGAGAACCAGGGAGGGAGGUGGGCUUGGGCAUCCCCUCUCCUGUGGUCCUGGGAUGCUGGACUCCUCACUGGCAGAUCAGAUGACUCGACUGACGCUGAAACUCUUGGAGAAGAAACUGGAGCAAGAGCGUGAGAACGUGGAGGGGGAGUCUGAGGACCCUCGCCUCGUGCCAGGAGACGAGGACAGGCCGGCCGCAGCCCUGCAGAGUGCUCUGCUGAGGAGGAAGGACCUUCUGCAGAGACUCUGGGAACAUCACCUCCUGGAAGAGCUCUCCCGCGCCCACGCCUGGAGGGGGGUGAACAGAGGAGCCCAGGGGUCAGGGCUGCCCCCAGAAGUGCCCCCCAUGGGAAUCUACCCCGCAGCCUCCCCACCCCCACCGGCCCUGGAGUCGCCACGGAUCAUCCAACACUCCGUCCCCCAGCCUCCUGCCACCAUCAUUCAGCAGCUGCCUCAGCAGCCACUCAUAGCACAGAUUCCCCCUCCCCAGGCCUUCCCCACUCAAAGGUCAGGAAGUAUUAAGGAAGACAUGGUGGAGCUGAUGCUGAUGCAGAAUGCACAGAUGCACCAGAUCAUCAUGCAAAACCUGAUGCUCAAAGCCUUGCCCCCCUCAGCGCUCAUGCCCUCUGGAGGACCGCAGGCCGCCCCCCGGCACCCCACGCUGCAGGUAGGCUCAGCCGGGAGCAGACAUCAAGGCAAAGGCAACGCCCAAAUCAAAACCAGGGGACCUGGGGACCCCCAGCAGGCGCACCGCGCCAUCCUGCGAACUGAGAGGCAGAAGCCGCCAGCCGUGCAUCACCACCACCACUACACGCCCCCAGCCCCACUGCAGGCCGUCCCUGCAGCUGGCUCCCCAGUGGGUUACUCCCUGUGGCCCUCAGUGGUCUCGGCCACUGCCCUCCCACCUACCGCCGGCUUCCUGCCCACUGUGCUCCACGUGGCCGGCCCCUCAGCGGCUGCCCUUAGCGCGUAA
Molecule: messenger RNA, 990 nt
Organism: Ceratotherium simum simum (southern white rhinoceros)
Lineage: Eukaryota; Metazoa; Chordata; Mammalia; Perissodactyla; Rhinocerotidae
Source: RefSeq, a predicted model, not a curated record